Messenger RNA from Aspergillus fumigatus Af293, 912 nucleotides. The record is from RefSeq and is a predicted model, not a curated record. Lineage: Eukaryota; Fungi; Ascomycota; Eurotiomycetes; Eurotiales; Aspergillaceae.
AUGCCGCAUGCAAAGUUCUCAAGAGUAAAAAUCACUGAACCAGUACUAACUGCCUCUGAAUACAGCCUCAGAACGAGUUCGUAUAUUGAGCGCUGGCAAAAGCAGCACGGUAAGCGGCUCGACCACGACGAGCGCGUCCGCAAGCGCCAGGCCCGUGAAUCGCACAAACAGUCUCAGGAUGCCCAGAACCUGCGCGGCCUGCGGGCCAAGCUGUACCAGCAGAAGCGUCAUGCCGAGAAGAUCCAGAUGCGCAAGCGCAUCAAGGCACAGGAGGAAAAGAACGUCAAGUCCUCCGCCCCCGACGAGCCGUCCAAGACCCCUCUGCCCCAGUACCUGCUCGACCGUUCGCAGGCGACCAACGCCAAGGCUCUGUCCAGUGCUAUCAAGGAUAAGCGUGCUGAGAAGGCGGCCAAGUUCGCGGUGCCCCUGCCCAAGGUGAAGGGUAUCAGUGAGGAGGAGAUGUUCAAGGUCGUCAACACGGGCAAGAAGACGCACAAGAAGUCGUGGAAGCGGAUGAUCACCAAGCCCACAUUUGUCGGUAGCGACUUCACCCGGCGACCGGUCAAGUACGAGCGUUUCAUCCGGCCGAUGGGUCUGCGUUACAAGAAGGCCAAUGUCACGCACCCGGAGCUCGGCGUCACCGUGCAACUGCCCAUCCUGGGCGUCAAGAAGAACCCGCAGAACCCUCUCUACACCCAACUGGGAGUCCUGACCAAGGGAACCAUCAUCGAAGUCAACGUCUCCGAAUUGGGUCUCGUCACGACAAGCGGAAAGGUCGUAUGGGGUAAAUAUGCGCAGAUCACCAAUACUCCUGAGAACGAUGGCACGGUCAAUGCGUAUGUGACCUUUCACCAAUGUAUCUCCCAAGACAGAGUCAUGCUAAUCUUCGUGCGCAGAGUCCUCCUGGUCUAA